UAGUCAAACUAGAGUAUUGUUCAUCACCAUGGAAACCCUAACUCUGAUCACCAUCCUCCUCUUUCUCCUCCUUAUUCUCCUCACCAUACUCCGGCGACGCCGACAUUCACCAGUGACCAGAACCCAAAAACCAGUCAGGCUCUUUCCUGGAACUCAUGAAGAACAGCCACCGGAUCUUAGACUGGACAACAGAUCUCCUCCUCUCCAACCCCUCCGGCACCGUCUCAACCUUCAUGGCCAUCAUCACCUCCAACCCUUCCAACGUUGAGCACAUCCUCAAGACCAACUUCAACAACUACCCAAAAGGCUCCUCCUUCACCUCCAUCCUCCAUGACUUCCUCGGCUCCGGCAUCUUCAACGCCGACGGCGACCACUGGCGUCUCCAGCGCAAGACUGCCAGUCUCGAGUUCUCCACCAAAGCUAUCCGUGCCUUCAUCCUCUCUCGCGUCCAUCUCGAGUCCAUCUCUCGUCUCCUUCCUCUCCUCACCUCUGCUUCCGUCUCCGGCGAGAUCAUCAACCUCCAAGACCUCCUCGAGCUCUUCACCUUCGACAACGCUUGCCAGGUCACCUUCGGCCAUGACCCCUCUCUUCUCAACGCUUCAUCACCGUCCUUCUCCGACCGUGAGCUCGCUCUGGCCUUUGAGGAAGCCACACAGCUCAGCGUUCGCCGCUUCUCUCACCCUUUCCCGUUCAUCUGGAAGCUCCAGCGUUUUCUCAACCUCGGCUCCGAACGCCGGCUCAGAGAAGAGGUUGCAAAGGUCCAAGCUUUCGCCAUGGAGGUUGUAGUGAUUGUGGUUAAUAAUAUGCUCCCCACUACUUUUUUCUUUAUCUAUUUACGAGAAUUAAGAAAACUAUCCCAAAAGACAAUCCUGUAUGUUUCAAUAUUCACCUGAAAUUUCUGAUUUUUUUAUUUUUUUU
This is a messenger RNA of Dioscorea cayenensis subsp. rotundata (Guinea yam), 918 nucleotides long. Its product is annotated as cytochrome P450 94A1-like. The record is from RefSeq and is a predicted model, not a curated record. The coding region runs from base 156 to 893 and encodes 245 amino acids. Lineage: Eukaryota; Viridiplantae; Streptophyta; Magnoliopsida; Dioscoreales; Dioscoreaceae. The transcript has 2 exons. Gene Ontology annotation, molecular function: heme binding; oxidoreductase activity, acting on paired donors, with incorporation or reduction of molecular oxygen; monooxygenase activity.